ACACUACUUACAGUUAAUUUAUAACUGUUGGGAAAGUUACUUAAGACCGAGCAAGCGGUUGAUUGACAGCAGUCCGGGGACGGCGGAGGAGGAUGACGUGAUGACGCAGACCCGCCGGCGCAAGGCGCGCGCGCUGACGCAGCGCGAGGGAGCGCGUGGGUUCCAUUAUUCACGAGCGAUGGAGGCGCUGGCCGGUGUGUUCGCCACCGUUCCCCCUGCCGCCGCCGCUGGCGGCCUCGGACUCUGUGCCACCGGCGCGCUGCUCUACAGAGCCGUGACCAGAAAGAAGCCAACCCAUGUGAAGGUGAACUGCUGGUUCUGCAAUCAAGAUACAACCGUACCCUAUGGGAACAGAAACUGCUGGGAUUGUCCAAACUGUGAGCAAUACAAUGGCUUCCAAGAGAAUGGUGAUUACAAUAAGCCAAUCCCUGCUCAGUAUAUGGAGCAUUUGAACCACAUGGUGACCAGCUGGGCCACUCCUUCACAAGCCUCCAAAAUUCAGCAAUGGCCAAAUGGGCAAAUUCUCUUCUGCAAAAAAUGCAACAACAACCAGCCUCUGAAGAUCAAGCAAUUGGCUUCCUUUGUGCCCAGAGAUGAAGAUAAGUAUGAAGAAGAAAUAGAAGUAUAUAAACACCAUCUUGAACAGACUUACAAGCUGUGUCGUCCGUGUCAGGCAGCGGUGGAAUAUUACAUUAAACACCAAGACCGGCAGAUUCGAGCAAUUCUCUUUGACCAUCAGCUUCGCCGUCGAGAGACAGACAAAGCAUUUGUGCAGAGUUCCCAUUAUUCCGGCCUUUCUACUCCAUUUCGAGUAUUAUUUCUUCGAUUCAUGGCCUUUGUCUGUGGUGCUGUAUUGGUUGCCAUGGCAAUUUAUGGCUCAGGUGAUCAACAUGAGGUCCAAAAGACCACUACUGAAAUGCCCACACCCAAUCUGCUACUGCAUCCAUCCAGCAAUGACAGCAAAACCAUUUCUCCGUCGGUACACAGUGCUGUCCUGAAUGCCAUAGCCUGGCAAGAGCUGCUAGAGAUGGUGCCGGAGAAAAUGGUGAUCAACCUGCAGGCUGCAUGGGACUACGGGAAGAACCACCAAAUGGCUGUAGUUGCCACUGGCCUCUUUACUUGCUUAUUGGCUGUUCUUAUGGCUGGACGUAUUAGGUUGCGGAGAAUUGACGCAAUGGCUUCUCUUCUGUGGCUGGCCGUGAUGAGUUUGUAUUUGGUGGAGGAUUACCUGCAGACUGAUGCUCCUGGGUGGCUCGACACUCUGAAACUCAGCACCACCUCCUUGUGUUGCUUAGUGGGAUUCACUGCAGCCAUCGCUACUCGGAAGUCAACUGGCCAUCGGCAAUACAGAGCACGAAGGUCAGAGUCUGAACAAUGAACAGUGGCAGCAUAUGAACUCUUGUGUAACUGAUUCUGUCCUCCUACAGUGGAAUGCUGUUUCUUAUUUCGCUUUCCCAACAUUUGGUUGUCUCCUGAGGAAUUUAAAGUUGCAGCAUCAUUAUUCUUUGACCUAUGUGAAUGAGCUGGACUUGACAAUCCUAUAAAAUCAAACCUCACGUCUGUGUACUCUUUUCCAUAGAAUUUAGGCUAAAUUUACUUUCAUUAGGCACAAAUUCAAAUGUCAUCAUAUUUCUUGGAUGAUCUUGGAAUAUUAUAGGUCACAUAAUUGCUAUUAAUUUACUUAAAGACUGUCAAUAGAUCUUUUAGCUUAAUUCACAUGCACACAAAUUGCUGUAAUGUUAGUUUAACACUUUAAUUGACCAUAAAGCCAAUUAACGUGGCCAUUUGGCCCAGAGUCUGUUCCAGCCUUGAUUUAUCCUUCUCAACCCCCAUUCUCCAGACAUCUCCCCGUAACCUUUGAUGCCCUUACCAAUCAAGAACCUAUUCACAUCUGAUUUAAAUAUACUUAAUGAUGACCUGCACAACCACCAGGGGCAAUGAAUUCCACAGAUUCACCACCCUCUGGCUAAAAAAAAUUCCUCCUCUUCUCUGUUUAAAAGGUAUGUCCUUGUAUUCUAAGGCUGUGCCCUCUGGACUGAGAAUCUCCCACUAUAGGGAAACAUUCUUUCCAAGUUCAGUCUAUCUAGGUCUUUCAGUAUUUGAUAAGUUUCAGUGAGAUCCCCCUCAUUCUUCUAAACUCCAUCAAGUUCAGGCCCAGAACUAUCAAACACUCCUCAUAUGUUAAUCCUUUCUUUCUCUAGAUCAUUCUCAUGAACUUCCUCUGAACCAUUUUCAGUGCCAGAACAUCCUUUCUUAAGGGGCCCAAAGCUGCUCACAGUACUCCAAAUUAUGCACAUUAAUAGCAGAACAGGGGCAUUCAUUUUUUAAAAAAAAUCUUAGAGCUUGUUUGCUGGUUGUGAAGGGAAGUGUUUCCAUUGACAUUGUUCCAUCUAAGCACUCUGUGCGGUCCUAAAGACCAGGUGUUUGAAACACAAGUGUCCUUGUCCUGAGGUCCACCAUGUUCAUAGGCCAGCUUAAUUAAAAUGAACUGGUCUGCUCCUUUGUUUUAUAUAAAAAGCAUGAAAUGAAAAAUAACCUUUAAAAUAUUAAAUUAAUAAAUAUUAUGAAAGAAUGGCAUAGCUAAACAAUUCAAUAGCUCGAAUCAGAAUUGGGGGCAUUUUGUUUAUUCCGAUUAGGGUUCUCAGCCUACCCUCAGAGUCAAACAUUACUACAGGGGCAAUUGGUGUCCAAAGCAACACGCAAAAUGCUGGAGGAAUUCAGCAGGCCAGGCAGCAUCCAUGUAGAGCAACAUUUCCCAACCUGGGGUCCACAAACCCCUUAAUGAUAUUGGUCUGUGGCAUAAAAAGGGUUGGGAACCCCUGAUGUAAAGGAAUAAGCAGUCAACAUUUUGGGCUGAGACCCUUUUUCAGAACUGGAAAUGAAGGGGGAUGAAACCAGAAUAAGGAGGGGGGAAGGGAAGAAGCACAAACUUGCAGGUGAUAGGUGAAAGCAGGUGAGGGAGGGGGGAUGAAGUGAGAAACUGGAAGGUGACCAAAGCCUUAACUGGCUCUAAUCUGAGAGCUGAUCACCUAUGCUUAGCUGUGCCCACUAUGGCGAGCAAUUAAACUGAAUCCUGGUGCUAAUAAUAAUUUCCGGAAUGUUCCCAUUACUUGCUGGUCAUCACAAGUUGACAUUGGAGAAAUAAAUAAGUGCCUCCAAGUUGUUGGUGAAUCUAUUUUAAUAAUGUGCCACACAAUCACCAAUGGUGCAAUGAAGGAAGCUGAGAUGUAGAGGAGACCCGAAUUAGAAGACUUGAUCUGUACGAGGAGAAUACAAAUUCACUGUGGCCAUUAAUUCACAAGAACGAAAAUUUUAAAUUGUAAGUUGAAAAUUUUUAAAUUAAAUAAUAAAUUCUACUUGGGAAAUAUAAAGCGGAAUUCUGUUAGACCGUUCAAAAUUAAUUGUUCUUAACAGAGGAAUUAAAACUGCAAAUAGUUUUUAAUCAACUGCUUGUGAUAGUUUAUCAUCACUUUGCAGCCUUAAUUUUAAAAAAAAUUAAGCCAUGGAGUUAUGAUAUCUCCUUGUGGCUAUAAUCUAUAAUUUGUUUACUUGGUGGAUUUCUUUUGAAUAUUAAUGUAAAAGGCAUCACUACCAAUGACCAGACAUUGUUUUUAAUAUGACUUUAGAUUUUUUUAAAUGACUGCAACUAUUCUAGCUCUUCAGAUUGAUAAAUCUGUCACAAAUAAGGCCAAUUUAGUAUUAUCUCCAUUUCCAAAUGAAAACCAUAGAAAAUUAAGCUCCUUAAGCUCUGGUGCUCUGUCCUAUUUAGAAACUUGCAGUGAUGGUGGAUGUCCUUUUUUCCCUGCUACAGUUCUGACUGAACAUGUGCCACAUUGAAGAAUCAGAACCAGGUUUAAUAUCACUGACAUGUCGUGAAAUUUGUUUUGUGGCUACAUUACAGUGCAGUACAUAAAAUAAUAUAAAUUGUAGAAAGAAAUAAAAGUAUAAAAAUAAUUAAAUAAGUAGUGCAAAAAUAACGUAGUGUUCGUGGGUUGGUUAACUGGCCGUUCAGAAAUCUGAUGGCGAAGGGGAAGAAGCUUCAGCAUAUUGAGUGUGUGUGUUCAGGAUCUUGUACCUCCUCCCCGAUGGUAGACCAUGUCCUGGGUGAUGGGGGUCCUUGAUGAUAUUAUAUUCCACAAAGACAGCUAUUCCUUGUGUUAAACUCUAGCGAUGCUUUAACGCUUGACUCAUCAGUUUUGUGAUGCAGCCUCAGAUUCUAUUUCACACAAAAUGCUGGAGGAACUCGAGGAAGAACUUAGCAGUCAUGGCCUGAAACGUCAGCUGUUUACUCUUUUCCAUAGAUGCUGCCUGACCUGCUGAGUUCCUCCAGCAUUUUGUGUUUUGCUUUGGAUUUCCAGCAUCUGCAUAUUUUCUCAUGUUUCAGAUUCUCUCUUUCCUUUACCUGCUACACCAGUAACACUAACAUUUAUCUGGCAAAUAUAAUAGCACUGAUUUUUUUUAAAGAAUCAUGGAACCUCCUCUAUCUAGCCUCAGACAAAAAUAAAGAAAAGUUAAUGAGACAUUGAAUGUUCUGAACAUGGAAAAAAAGUGGACGUGUUUGAUUUCUUAAAGGUACAAUCAGCCAAAUUUUAGGUCCAGAAAAAAUGAUUACUGUUUCUUUAAAAGAAAAAAACUUUGCAUUCUUGGCUUCAAGCUAGUGAGUGGGUGAUUUGAUGGCUUUGAUUUAAAUUCAUUGUGUUGUAAAAGAAACUAAUUAUGUUUAAGAUAAAUGCCGCCUUGGCAAUUUGCAUUACAAUAAAAUUAAUUCUACAGAUCAGUUUUCUUGCAUGCAUUGGGAAGGCUUUAAUAUUUAUGCAAGUGUUACUAUCACACUGGCAUCAUCAUCCCAUCCAUUACUAGCUCCAAUUUCUUUUUUCUCUUGCAAAUGCUACUUUCAAAGUCUGGUUUCCUUAACUUUUUUGAAUGCUGAAUAGCUGUUAUUUAAGUCGCCAGUAAAAUUGGCCUUCAUAUAUUUGCUGCAUCCCAGUGAAUGUAAUUUGGGACAUAGUUCAGUAGUGCUACUGGCUUUCCUUUCUUAAACUUUAUCAGAUAAUGUGUAAUUCAAUAUUUAGAUCUAGAUGUAUUAACAUAUGCACAAUUGCUAUUUCUGUGCAGUACAUAUUCAUGGUAUUUAAUACAUAUAUUUUAAAAUUCUAUACAUUUUCAGUUAAUGCACUAAAAUAUUUUGAUUCCUUGUAAAGGUUUUCUAUUUUUGAAUUGUAUUUAUAUUAUCUUGUAUUUUAUUUCAAAUGUCUCAGCAUUCAAAAGGGUGUCCCACCUAUUUUACUUCUUCUCUGCCUAUUAUCACAUUCUGUGCAUUUUAAUCAUUUAAAAAUGUUCUGAAGUUUGCUUGUAUUGGAAGCCCUGCAGCUGCUUUUUUUUGCUUCAAACUUUACUGUCUCUUUGAACCUUCUCAGCAUUUAAAAACAAAUAUUAUGUACUCAUUUAAUUGGUCCAAGUUUAGAUGGCAAGUAGAAUUCAUGUAAUGUGUUGUAGAAGUGAUGCUUGUAGGCUUAUGUAGUCUGCUUUUAAUAAAUUGCCCACUCAAAAAUUCAAUAUGCUCUUUACUUAUGUACAUUUUCAAAUUGGAUAUCACAGCCAUUCACAGCGUUUCAGUAACUGCUCAUUUUAGGGUAUGCAAAGGGCUUGUUAUCUAAAUGUUUCAAGUUUCAAAGUUCUCAGAGAGACUUGAGAGGUUUGCAUUGAAGUUGUUGAAUUAGAACUGAUGGGACCUUGCACUCAGAAGUAAGUAACCAGAGUGAGUUUCUGAUCUGAAACUGCCAAUGUAAAAUCAUUUUCAGAAAGCAGGAGACAUUGUUGGAACUAAAAGUUACAACUUUUAAAAUCUUAAAUCAGACUAAAUGCCAUAGGUCUUUUAAGAGAAGAGUUGGAAGUGGUUUGAUUCAAGCAGAUUUGCAUCUACUUCAUUGUCUGAUUUAGUUUCAGCCUUAACUAUUUAUCUUGUAUUUUGUUGUAGCUUUAAAAACAUAUUAUUUAAUCUGCUGUUUAUCAUUUGACAAUAUUUAAUGUUGCUGGAAAGCCUGUUAGCGCUGUUUGUAAUUAAAACAUUAUGUAAACAUUGAAGUACAAAGCUGUAGUCUAUGUAAUGACGUUUUCUGCACUAUCUGGGUACAGUCAACAGCAGUAUAUAAAUGUGAAUGCAGCCAAUAAUUAUAGUCUAACACAUCUGAUGGAAAUGUACUGUAUGUAAUUCCAACCUAGUGAAAUCCUAUUAAGUAAAAGAUAAUGUAGAAAUUUUACUGCAAUAUUAAGCUUAAUGUUAUUGUAAAAUGGAAAUGUUGCAGUGCUCUGCAGUACAUCUAAUGUGAUCAGUGUUACCGUGUUUAGUGAAUCUUAACUUUAUAACUUUAUCUGGAUUAUUGUACUCCUCCAGAAUCAAUGUUCAUUUCACAUCUAUCAUGCAAAUAUUCAUACCUUACCUUUUGCAACUUAUUUACUGAGACCACCAUUGCAUGUUGUCAAGAUGACACUUGGGACUGCAAACUGUUGCUGAUGAUUGUUGUUGAUUCAUCUGAACUCAUUGGUAUUACUGUCGCUGCUUUAUCACAUUGUGUGUCGGGGCCACUUAGAGCAAACUGCAGUAACCCAGAUGAAUUCUUGGUUCAGCACAAGUUGAGUUGUGACAGCUUAAUGGCUCAUCUCCUGGCACUGAACUAAUCUUGUUAAUCAGGAUGUUGGUGAUGAUUUCCCUGAGAACAUGGGUGUUUUUCAGAUGAAUGUUGAACAAAUUUAACACGGUCUUUUUUCAUGUUUGAUCUUUGAAAAUAAAAAAAUAAUUACACAAUGUAUUGUGAAUUGCAGAGCCAGUUUCUGAUUUCUGUUCUUGUGCACAGGAUUGCUAAGGAGUAUAGGUGUUUUAAUUUUUCACUUGGAAGCAAUUUAGCAUCAAAUAGUGUUCUGAUGCCUGAAAUCUUCUACAGAGAAGACCAAUAAUUGAUAAUAUUCUUGAUUUUAUAAAAAUCAUUUUCAAAUCCUUUCGGUGUAGGUCUGUCUUUACCAUUAUGCCAGUGAUUUUCUGUUUUGUUUCAUUGAGUGAUUAUCUUCCUUCGUGUGGAAUUGUAUUUCGUUAAACAUUCUGGUUUUGUAAUUGCUAGCAUCUGCCAGCCUGAUCCUCUGUUAGCCCCAGGAAUCAUUCAGAAAUUAACAGGUAGCUGUCAAUUUGUAGAAGCUGGAGAGUGAGUGGAUUACAUAAAUGUUUGAAUCUAAAUCCAGCAAAAGCAUAGAUGAGCAAUUCAGCAGAGGGUUAGGCAGGAAGAUGGGUGACAUGGAGGUGGUAGAUGGUAGCAUUUGCCAAGCAUGGGAAUGGGUUAGAAGUUCUGUUCAGAAUCGUAUAAGGCAGUCAGUGAGAUAACUGUAGUUCAACCUGAGGAGGUGGUCAGGAAGGCGUAUGAAAUCUGUGGAAAGCAAACAGUUUAUAUAUUUUGGAUUUCUCAGAAUUUAAUUUGAAACAGUUAAUGACCAUAAGACUGUCUU
Messenger RNA from Mobula hypostoma (lesser devil ray), 7494 nucleotides. It is a transcript of the gene tmem201, whose product is annotated as transmembrane protein 201. Gene Ontology annotation, cellular component: nuclear inner membrane. NCBI's taxonomy places the organism in Eukaryota, Metazoa, Chordata, Chondrichthyes, Myliobatiformes, Myliobatidae. The record is from RefSeq and is a predicted model, not a curated record. Gene Ontology annotation, molecular function: lamin binding; actin filament binding. The coding region runs from base 101 to 1378 and encodes 425 amino acids. The transcript is spliced from 7 exons. Gene Ontology annotation, biological process: nuclear migration along microtubule.